GUCCAAACCCCAAUGCGGUCUGAACAAACUGCCCAGGGCCGUCAUACGAAAGAGCCACUGCGCACAGGACCCUCUUAUUUACAAUGAAGGAGAGAAGAAUCAGCCAGCCUUUGGUAAUGCGUUGUAAACUGGUUUUAGUAGGAGAGGUGCAGUGCGGGAAAACCGCAAUGUUGCAAGUCUUGGCCAAAGACUGUUAUCCUGAGACAUACGUCCCAACGGUGUUUGAGAACUACACCGCUGGACUGGAAUUAGAGGAGCAGCGCGUGGAGCUUAGUUUAUGGGACACGUCAGGUUCACCGUAUUAUGAUAAUGUCAGGCCUCUCUGCUACAGUGAUGCAGAUGCUGUUCUGCUCUGCUUUGAUAUAAGUCGCCCUGAGACCGUCGAAAGCUCUCUGAAAAAGUGGAAAGCCGAAAUCAUGGAUUUCUGCCCCAGUACUCGAAUAAUCCUAGUCGGCUGCAAGACAGACCUGAGAACAGAUGUUUGCACACUGAUGGAGCUGUCCAAUCAGAGACUGACGCCCAUCUCCCAUGAGCAGGGCACCUUGUUGGCAAAGCAGGUAGGAGCAGAGGUGUACCUAGAGUGCUCUGCAUUCACAUCGGAGAAGAGCAUCCACAGUGUGUUCCGCUCAGCGGCACUAACAUGCCUCAACAAACUGCAGCCCCCCAUAAAGCAAAGCCCCACUCGCCGGCUGUCCAAACGCCUCCUUCACCUGCCCAGCAAAGCAGAGCUCCUGACCUCCUCCUUCAGCAAGGAGAGAACCAAGAGCUGUUCCAUCAUGUGAGCUCCAUGUGUGCCACUCCAAUUCCAGAAAAAAAAAAA
Sinocyclocheilus grahami is the source of this 820-nucleotide messenger RNA. Its product is annotated as rho-related GTP-binding protein Rho6-like. Gene Ontology annotation, biological process: small GTPase-mediated signal transduction. The transcript has 5 exons. NCBI's taxonomy places the organism in Eukaryota, Metazoa, Chordata, Actinopteri, Cypriniformes, Cyprinidae. Gene Ontology annotation, molecular function: GTP binding; GTPase activity. The coding region runs from base 84 to 782 and encodes 232 amino acids. The record is from RefSeq and is a predicted model, not a curated record.